This is a messenger RNA of Laccaria bicolor S238N-H82, 1203 nucleotides long. Its product is annotated as glycoside hydrolase family 18 protein. The transcript is spliced from 6 exons. Lineage: Eukaryota; Fungi; Basidiomycota; Agaricomycetes; Agaricales; Hydnangiaceae. The coding region runs from base 1 to 1203 and encodes 400 amino acids. The record is from RefSeq and is a predicted model, not a curated record. Gene Ontology annotation, biological process: carbohydrate metabolic process; chitin catabolic process. Gene Ontology annotation, molecular function: chitin binding; chitinase activity. Gene Ontology annotation, cellular component: extracellular region.
AUGUCGAACGAGGGCAAGUACAGCGUCGGCUACUUUGUGAACUGGGGUAUUUAUGGGCGCAAGUUCCCACCAAGCCUGAUCCCUGUUCAAGACCUCACCCACAUACUUUACGCUUUUGCCAACGUCAGGCCUGACACUGGCGAGGUCUUUCUGUCCGACGUUUGGGCAGACAAAGAUAUCCAUUAUCCAGGUGACUCCUGGAAUGACGUCGGGAACAACCUAUACGGCAAUUUUAAGGCGAUCUACAACCUCAAGAAAGCCAAUCGCCAACUCAAAGUACUUCUCAGCAUCGGUGGCUGGACUUACUCCCCUUCUUUUCAUCCAGUCGUCGUGAACCCGAUCUUAAGGAGCAAGUUCGUUGAGUCGUCUGUACAACUUUUGGAAGACUAUGGUCUGGACGGAUUGGAUGUCGAUUACGAGUAUCCUUCAAAUGAUGCUCAAGCACUUGGGUACGUUGAACUCUUGAAGGAAAUGAGGGCAGCUUUAGAUCAACAUGCCUCAGUCAAAGGGGCAGGGUGCAAGUUCCUUCUCACAAUUGCAGCCCCGUGUGGACCAGACAAUUACAAGAAACUUCGCGUUGCUGACAUGGAUAAGUCUUUGGAUUUCUGGAAUAUGAUGUCCUACGAUUUUUCGGGUUCAUGGGAUUCCAUAGCCAAUCACCAAGCCAACAUUUACGGUGGGGCUAUUAGCGCCCAUGAAGCGCUCACAUGGUAUAUCGGUCAAGGCGUCGCGCGGAACAAGAUUGUUUUGGGCAUCCCUCUGUAUGGUCGGUCCUUCAUGAACACACAAGGGCCUGGAUCCGUCUUCUCUGGCGUUGGACAAGGAACCUGGGAAGCCGGCUCCUACGAUUACCGCGCAUUAGCUCUCCCAGGCUCCUUUACGUAUCGCGACCAGGAUGCAAUAGCGAGCUGGUCCUACGAUCCUCAGAAACGGGAAAUGGUCAGCUUUGAUAACGAAGAUGUGGCCGAUUGGAAGGGUCAAUAUAUUAAGAAUCAAGGACUAGGCGGCAGCAUGUUCUGGGAACUCAGCGGCGACAAAGGAUCACCACGUGAGGGUAUGGAGACAGGACCGGGGAAAGACCCUCAAAGCGGAAGAAGCCUGGUUACAAUUGUCAAGGAUGCGAUGGGUGGGCUGGAGUCCAGCCAAAAUUGGCUUAUCUACGACAACAGCAGCUUUGACAACAUGAAGAAGGGAAUGCCGUAG